AUAGUUGAUACAAUGCGAUACAAUACACAUUAUACGUUAUUCUUUACAAUAUUGUUACAGAGUUUAUUAUACGUUUACGAUAAUAUUAUGUUUAAUUCGAUAUAUAUUCUGUAUCACACACACUACUGACAAUUAUGAUUUAUUAUAAUUUGUACAAAGAGAUUGUCAUUACUACUAAUACAUACUUACAGCACAAUGCGGAAUGAGUUCUCAAAUAUACUCGGCGUCUACCUAUCUGGGCAGCUCGCUGCGGAUCGUGGGAGGAAAUCAAGCAGCAGAAUGCGAGUUUCCGUGGAUGGCUGUUAUCAGAGACGACAUUGGUCGAAUCUGCGCCGGAAGUCUGAUCGACAAUCGUCACGUCAUCACAGCCGGACACUGCGUUGAACGAGGUCUCCGGCAAGGCAGUAACAUGAAAGUUGGACUUGGCUCCUCCAGCAGACGAAGCAGACGAAUGCAAUACAUCACAGCAGAACGAGUCUAUCGCCAUCCAUCCUACGCAACAAACAACAACGAUAUCGCCGUCAUCAGACUGAGUCGCGCCGUCGCCUACUCCAACUGUAUUCAACCCAUCUGUCUGGCAACACGGCCGCUGGCUAUACCAACGGGGACGGUCUGCCUAACAUCGGGAUGGGGUCUCAUGAAGGAGGGACAAGGCUCAGCUCCAGAUAUUUUACAAGAGGUCCAAGUGCCCAUAGUUAGCAAUGCGGAGUGCAGUAGGAGUUAUUCCAAUAUAGAUGGAAACAAAAUCUGCGCAGGGUUUCGACAAGGAGGGAAAGACGCUUGCCAGGGCGAUUCGGGAGGACCUCUAGCUUGUGCGUUUGGCAGACAGUGGGUAAUGAUCGGUGCCGUAUCCUUCGGGCUGGGGUGUGCCAGACCCGGAUUCCCGGGUGUUUACACCUACUUACCAAACUACUACUCCUGGAUAGACCGAGUUAGGCGGAGCUGA
Molecule: messenger RNA, 946 nt
Organism: Gigantopelta aegis
Lineage: Eukaryota; Metazoa; Mollusca; Gastropoda; Neomphalida; Peltospiridae
Product: serine protease 30-like
Exons: 5
Coding region: 203-946 (247 amino acids)
Biological process (GO): proteolysis
Molecular function (GO): serine-type endopeptidase activity
Source: RefSeq, a predicted model, not a curated record